AAUAUCGGUAUUAUCGAUUUAAUAGAACAUUCAAAUAUAGCGUUUGGAAAGUAUAUUUGGCUUUUUAUGUUCGACUGUGAAAAGGAUCACAGAAGUAGCGGUGUUCACUGUGUUCAGCAGUGAUAAAACAUUGUUUAUCGUCUGCUGAGCGAUUCUAUAUGAGGCAAUGGAAGAGAGAAUUAUUGAAUCUGCAGAGUCUGAUGACCACCUUUCAGAAUCUGGAGUUGAAGAAGAUCACCGUCAGCCAUCAGUUCACUUAUUUACAAGACGGAUUCUUUGUUUGGGACUGAAAACGAUCUCAAUGGUUCUACUGUAUUAUUCUUUUUCAAUCUCUUUGACUUUCUAUAAUAAAAAACUAAUGACGGUAAAGGAUGCUUUAAACUUUUCCAAAAUUCACUGAUAACAUCACUUAUGAUCUCCAUACAGGACUCUAAACUUGGUUUAUCAAUAACGAUGGUUCAUUUGAUUACGAAGCUUGUGCUGAGUUGCCUCGUUAGGCUAAUAUACACUUGUUAUACAGGCAUUCAAAGAGUAAUAGUUCCUUGCUCUGAAAAUUUUAAGAGAAUAUGCCCGCCCGGUAUUGCCAGCUCUCUUGACAUAGGUUUCUCAAAUUGGGGCCUUGAAUACGUUACUGUUUCCUUAUAUACAAUGACCAAAUCUACAGCAAUUAUUUUUAUCCUUAUAUUUUCUAUUAUUUUCAACUUGGAAAAGCCAAGAAAAUCAAUUGUGGUUGUUGUUAUAUUAAUAUCUGUUGGCUUGUUCCUGUUUACAUUUGAAUUGACUCAAUUUUCGCUUUUGGGAUUUUCACUUGUUCUUUCUGCAUCAUGUUUAAGUGGUAUUCGUUGGACAUUAGCUCAACUUGUCAUGCAGAGAUCGUCGUUAGGCCUACCUAAUCCAAUUGAUAUGAUCUACUAUAUUCAACCGUGGAUGAUUAUGGCCCUUUUUCCUUUGCUAUGCGCAGUUGAAGGAAACCAUUUAAUUAAGAUACUUAAAAGCCUCUUUAGUGACAAAUUUGGUGUGGGUGAAUGCUUUCGUCAAUUUGGUCUCGUUUUUGCUGGUGCUCUUUUAGCAUUCGCAAUGGAAUGCAGCGAAUACCUAUUAUUAUCAUCAACGUCUAGUCUAACUUUAUCCAUAUCGGGCAUAUUUAAAGAAAUCAUUACCUUAACUCUUGCUGCCCUUAUAAAUAAUGAUAAGUUAAAUCCCAUAAAUAUUACAGGCCUUGUUAUGUGCCUUUUUGGAAUUAUCUUUCAUAUAAGUAUUAAAGCUCAAAAAGAAGCUCGAAACCAAUUAAGAAGCCAAAGUACAGAUAGUGCUGAAUCGAGUCCAGCAAAGAAGGAAGACGUUUUACGGUCACUUUUACGAAACUCAAGGACUAUUAGUGAAUCUAGUUAUACAUUUGAGUGAACUUACUAUACAGUAUAUACUAGUUAGUUUCUUGUUUUUAUGACGAUUUCUAUUAUUAGUACCAUUAUUGAUGUCAUAUUCUAUACAGUAUAUGUACUGUAUAUUAUGGGUGGUACUUAUAGACGACUUACGUUAUUAUUAAUAUUAUAAAAUGCUAUUAUCAAAUUUUCGAAUAAAAAAUAACAGUGGUU
This is a messenger RNA of Dimorphilus gyrociliatus, 1595 nucleotides long. Lineage: Eukaryota; Metazoa; Annelida; Polychaeta; Dinophilidae. The record is from the annotation of a GenBank genome assembly.